Vicugna pacos (alpaca) is the source of this 4651-nucleotide messenger RNA. Lineage: Eukaryota; Metazoa; Chordata; Mammalia; Artiodactyla; Camelidae. The record is from RefSeq and is a predicted model, not a curated record.
GUGUCCAAAAAAAGACUCGCUUCUGCAAAAAACUACAGGAUGAUCAAGAAGAGAAAGGGUUUACGAUUAAUUGAUGCACUUGUAGAAGAGAAACUGCUUUCAGAAGAAACGGAGUAUCUGCUACGAGCACAAUUUUCAGUGAAAAGAUCCAAGAUGAACAGGAUAACUCGAUCAACAGGCUCCAUGGUUGGAUAUUAUCCUCUGAACAAACUCGGUUAAAAUGUGAUUGUGUUUGAAUUUUGGCGCCUUAUGCAUUAUAUCCAAAUGCUGUGAUCGAUACCUGAAAAUGUUACUGUACACAUUUUUCAUCACAAAGAAUAAAUUUAUUUUAACAGAUUUUAAGUGGGAGUUGUAUAACUGGAGAGAAACAGCCGAGUACUCCACAGAAAUGAAGCAGUUUGCAUGCACCCUCUACUUGUGCAGUAGCAAAGUCUAUGAUUAUGUAAGAAAGAUUCUUAAGCUGCCUCAUUCUUCCAUCCUCAGAACAUGGUUGUCCAAAUGCAAACCUGGUCCUGGUUUCAACAGUAGCAUUUUUUCUUUUCUUCAACGGAAAGUAGAGGAUGGAGACCAGCGAUAUCAGUAUUGCUCACUGAUAAUAAAAGGUGUCUCUCUCAAGCAGCAGCUUCAGUGGGACCCCAGCAGUCACCACUUGCAAGGGUUCAUGGACUUCGGUCUUGGCAGACUUGACGCUGACGAAACGCCACUUGCCUCAGAAACUGUUUUGCUCAUGGCAGUGGGUAUUUCCGGUCUUUGGAGAACACCUCUUGGCUAUUUUUUCAUAAACAGGGCGUCUGGAUAUUUGCACGCUCAGUUGCUUCGCCUGACGAUUGGCAAACUGAGUGACAUCGGGAUCACAGUUCUGGCUGUCACGUCUGAUGCUACAGCUCACAGUGUUCAGAUGGCAAAAGCAUUGGGGAUACAUAUUGAUGGAGACAACAUGAAGUGUACCUUCCAGCAUCCUUCAUCUUCUAGUCAACAGAUUGCCUACUUCUUUGAUUCUUGCCACUUGCUUAGAUUAAUAAGGAAUGCAUUUCAGAAUUUUCAGAGUGUCCAGUUUCUUAACGGCACAGCGCACUGGCAGCACCUUGUGGAGUUAGUAGCACUAGAGGAACAGGAAUUAUCGAAUCUGGAGAGAAUCCCAAGAAAACUUGCAAAUUUGAAAAACCACAUACUGAAAAUGAAUUGUGCUGCCCAGCUCUUCAGUGAGAGCGUGGCGGGCGCACUGGAAUGUUUGCUGUCUCUAGGUCUGCCUCCUUUUCAGAACUGUACUGGGACCAUCCAUUUCUUACGCUUAAUUAACAAUUUGUUUGACAUUUUUAAUAGUAGGAACUAUUAUGGAAAGGGAUUUAGAGGACCUCUCUUACCUGAAACUUUUAAUAAAAUUAACCAUGUGUUAAUUGAAGCCAAGACUAUUUUUGUUACAUUAGCUGACACUAGCAAUAGUCAAAUAAUUAAAGGUAAGCGAAAAUUGGGAUUCCUGGGAUUUUUGCUUAAUGCUGAGAGUUUAAAAUGGCUCUACCAAAAUUAUGUUUCCCCCAAAAUCAUGCCUUUUCCAUAUCUUCUGACUUACAAAUUCAGUCAAGAUCAUCUGGAAUUAUUCCUAAAGUUGCUGAGACAGGUAUCAGUAACCAGUUCUAACCUUACCUGCAUGGCAUUCCAGAAAGCUUACCAUAAUGUGGAGACCAGAUACAGAUUACAAGAUGAAGUUUUUCUAAGUGAAGUAAGCAUCCUUGACAUUUCAAUUGCUCGAAGGACAGACUUGGCCCUUUGGACAGUUCAGCGUCAGUACGGUGUCAGCAUUGUAAAGACUCUUUUUCACAAAGAGGAUAUUUGCUACGACUGGUCUGACUGUUUGCUAAGUGAGGCAUUACUAGACCUGUCAGAUCAUAGGCGAAAUCUAACCUGUUGUGCUAGUUACAUUGCAGAUAAAUUAUCAACUCUUUUAACAUGUGAGGACUGCAUCAGUGCACUCUAUACAUCGGAUCUCAAAACCUCUAAAAUCGGAUCACUGUUAUGUGUUAAAAAGGAGAAUGGUGUGCAUUUCCCUUCAGAAAGUUUAUGCCGAGUCGUAAAUAUUUGUGAGCGAGUUACAAGAACCCAUUCAAGAAUGGCAGUGUAUGAAUUAUUACCUCCUCAACAGAGGGAAUUUUAUCUUCAACAGAAAAUAUUACAUGAGCUUUCUGGGCAUAUUUAUCUUUUUGUAGAUUUAAAUGAGCAUCUCUUUGAUGGAGAAGUAUGUGCCAUCAAUCACUUUGUAAAGUUACUAAAGGAUAUAAUAAUCUGUUUCUUAAAGAUGAGAGCUAAUGAUCUAGCUCAGCCCCCUUUAAAACACAAUUCAGAAAAGACUGAAAUGAAAACUUUGUCAAGGAAACACUGGUCAUCUUUACCAAAUUAUAAAUGUUCAAGUUUUGCUAAUAGCAGUAAAUUCAGGCAUUUGCUAAGUAACCAUUCAAAUGAAGGGCCUAAAAUAAAUUAAAAAUUCUUAUUAGAAAUAAGUAGUCAACAUUUAUUUUAAUGUUCAACUUACCAUAUUUUACAAAUUGACCAUUCUGCACAGUGGACAAGUUUGCAGUUCUGUUUUACUGGAAUAUCUAUUAUGCACAUUACCACAUCUGCUUGGACUUCGGUAAGGCUUGCAGCGUUUCAGUUACCCAAAAUAUAGAAAGCAGUAAGUCAGUAGGAACAGACCAGCCAACAGGUGCUGUCUUUGAAUUUACUACUAUAUGACUGAGUAAUUUGACUGGACAUACUUUAAAAAUGAGAGAAUGACAACGAGGAGCCACCAAAACAUUGAGUCCUUUUAUAAAAAUUACCUAAAAGAGCAUUUGUUCACAGCUCUUAAGAAUAUUAACAGGAUACCUAUCAAACCUUGAACAUAAUCCUUAGUUACACAUGAAAAUCAAGAUACGAUUUGAAAAUUAGACUAAAUUAAACAUCAAACACCACAAAAAUCCAUUUGCUGGGGUACCCUGAAAUGGAAAUAAUUACGCUUUAUCAGGCAGAAGGUAAACACGUGAGCCAUGAGGUGGUUUUGUGCUGCAACUGAGCUGGGGAAUGUUGGGGACUUCAUGGGUGAUACCAUUUUCACAAUCCAUUGUCCCUGGACUUCAAGGUACCACUUUUGAAUGAUAGAAUGGAUACUUUCUUGACUCCUAUUGGAGGAACCCAGUGCUCAUCAGAGAAUGAGAAGAAGCCUUUACUUCAACUUCUGAAGUCCACUUGUGUUUGCAGGGAGGCUAAAAUAAUGAAACAUACUUUCAGUGUUGAAUAAUGGCAUUUCGUAGCAUGUGAUUAAUACAAUUGGAAAAAAUGAUCAGUUGAGACAAUGAGUAUGAGAAAAUUUGUCUUAAUUACAUAAUGAAUUUUUUCAGAAAUUUAGCAGAAGCUUAAAUAAUCGGAAGAUGGAGACUAAUACCGAGGACAAUUUUCUUCGUUCUCUCACACCCAGAUUUGAAAAGAUAAAUAGAAAACCAUGUAGGUAUAUGAACUUUCACAAAUUGGAGUAUUUUAAUGGACAAAAGAAUUAAUAGCACAUUAUUCACCUGUGUAUGUAAAAAUGUACUUAUUGUUACUGCGUGAAUGUUCAUAAAGUAUAGUUAAGAUGGAAACUUAGAGUUGUAAAAGAUUAAUGAUGAGCUAAAAGUUUUUAUUAAUUGAAAUUCUUCUUAAAUAGGAUAUUUUGAUAUAUUUUUGCUUGUUCUACCUCAAAGGCUUAAGUUUUGAAGUGUAACCAGAGCUGUACUCUUCUACAUUUUAUAUAAGGGCUAUUGCUGAGAAGUUUAAAUAGUGUGGUUUUAGUUUUGUUUGCAACAGAAUGAGUUUAGAUGCACCAGGAUGAAUCUCAAAGGAAGCCUGUUCAUAAAUCACCACCUUUGACUUACUGCUUAUAUAAAUCCAAGUUUUAUACUUGAUCUUUACUUAAACCUGGAUUCAUAUCUGUAGUGUCUUAUGUUCUUUGCUGUUACAUUUGACUAAUGUACUAUAUAUUCUAUAAUUUGUUAAAAUAGUGUUUUGCAUUAUUUAAGUGCUGGAUAAAUUGGACAAACAUUGAAGACAAGAAUCUUCUCAUCACUGCCAUUAGCACAGUUAAUUGCUCUUGUCCUAAUGAAAGUAUUCCAAGUCUGAUGUGAGAUUUACUUGAUAUGAUGAUAUGACAGUGAAAUUUUUAAAAUAAAUUAUUUGUUCAUAUUUAAUUAGGGUGAUUUAGUUUACAACUUCUACCCAGCACCCUUGUUCUUUAUUUCCUCUGGAGAAAACGAACAUUUCUUUCAGAAAUUUAUCCUUCCUACUUUCAGCAAAUAGUGCUGGAAUAGCCAGAUGUGCACAUGCAAAAGUAUUAACUCGAAAUGGAACAAAGACUUCAAUGUAAGAGGUAAAACUGUAGAACUCAGAAUAAAAGAGAGUAAAUCUUUGAAACUUGGAUUAGGCAAUAGUUUCUUAGAUAUGACACCAAGAGCAUAAGGUACACAAAAUAAAUCGCAUUUCAUCAAAAUUAAAAACUUGUGCUUCUACCAUCGUGGAAGUGAAACACAGCCUGUAGAAAAUUUUUGCAAAUCAUGUAUCUGAUAAAGGCCUUGCAUCCAGAAUAUACAGAGAACUCCUAUAACUCAAUAACAAAGGAAAAUAAUCCAGUUUUUUAAAUGGAUUAAAA